AGAGAUAGUUACAACCUUGAUCAACUCAAGCAAUACUCAAGAGAAUGAAAAUCUACCCGUGAUGGCCAUUGUGGGAAUGGCCGGCUUGGGAAAAACAACUUUGGCUAAAUCUGUAUAUCAUCAAGAUGAGAUAGGCAGACGCUUCACUGAAAAAAUAUGGAUAUGUGUAUCUAUUCCUUUUGAGGUCAAGUCAAUUUUAAGCAAGAUCUUGGAACAUCUUAAACCGGAAAAGGCUAGGAUGCAAGACAAGGAUGCAAUAAUAAAAAAUCUUCAAGAAGAUCUGAAAGGGAGAAGAUAUUUGCUGGUACUGGAUGAUGUGUGGAAUGAAGAUUCUGAAAAAUGGAAUGACUUGAUGAGUUGUUUGUUAAGUGUUAAAGAUGCCCAAGGAAGCAACAUUCUUGUCACUACCCGGAGUGCGAGGGUUGCAUCAAUUUCACAGACACUUUCUAGGUAUGAUUUGCAAAAAUUAUCAGAUGAUCAAUGUUGGCUUAUUUUGAAGGAUAGAGCAUUUCCAAAUGAGAGUGAUCCUACUUUAAAUGAAGAUCAAGAGAGAAUUGGAAGGGACAUCGCCAAAAAGUGUGGAGGUAUUCCAUUAGUUGCAAAGGUUUUGGGAAGUAUGAUGCGGUUCAAAGAAAUUGAUGGUUGGCGGGUAAUUCAAGAAAGUACAAUAUGGGAUUUACCUCAAGAAGAAAAAAGAAUCUCAUCAGUUUUGAAGUUGAGUUUUAAUGAAUUGACAUCACCAACUUUGAAACAAUGUUUUGCCUAUUGCUCAAUGUUCACCAAAGAUUUUGAAAUUGAAAAGGAUGACUUGAUUCAACUUUGGAUGGCUCAAGGAUUGCUUCACCCUUCUCCCAACAAUAGUGAUCUAGAGAUGGAGGAUGUGGGAAAUCAAUAUUUCAAUAUUCUGUUGGAGAACUCUUUUUUUCAAGAUGUUAGAAUGGAUUACUAUUAUGGCACUAUUAUUACCACAUGCAAGAUACACGAUCUUGUGCAUGAUCUUGCAGAAGAUGUAUCAAAAUCAAAGACCAAGGGAUCCAAUGAGAUUCGACAUGUGCCGCAGAAUUCAACCAUAGAUCUACAAGAAAUUCCAAAAGGAAUUGUUCAUAAAGUGCGCUCAAUGUUUUUGAAAUGUGAAGUUCUUGAUAACAUCUUACCAAGAUUUAAAGGUUUGCGUGUCUUAAAAUUACAAGAGUCUGAUAUUGAUGAGUUGACAAAUUCAAUUGGAAAGCUGAAACACUUGAGGUAUCUAGAUAUUUCAGCAACAAAGAUCAAAAAGCUCCCCCAAUCUAUUGGCAAGCUUUAUAACCUACAGACGUUAAGAAUGCAUGAACUCGAACUUGAAGAGUUUCCCAAGGAACUGCAAAAUUUGAUCAACUUGAGACAUAUUCAUUUUGAGGAUUGGCAUGGAGAUGGAAGAUAUCCAGUUGGCAUGGGGCGGUUGAAAAAUCUGCGAUCAUUAUCCUUUUUCAUUGUGGGUAAGGAGAGAGGUCGUGGAAUAAAGGAGCUGGGUGGCUUAAAGCAUUUGAAAGGCGAAUUAUUUAUUAAACAUCUGGAGCAUGUGAGAGAUGGAGAAGAAGCAAAAGAGGCAAAGUUAGCAGAGAAGACAAACAUACGCAGACUAAGGUUUUCAUGGGGUUGUCUACGAGCAGGCAUCAAUAAUGACAGGGAUGUACUAGAAGGCCUUAAACCGCAUUCUGCAUUGAAAAGCUUAGAGAUUCGCAACUUUAGUGGUGAGACAUUUCCACCCUGGAUGAUGUGUGGAGAUUUAUUUUCUUCAUUGAAAAGAUUAACUGUUGAAAAUGCAAAGAACCUAACUGAAUGGAGGACGGAAGAAGCUGCAGUAUUUUCAAUAACAGAAAGAAGAGUGGUGUUUUCUCGCCUUGAGGAGUUGUUGUUGAGGAAUUGUGAUCAAUUGAGAAGUGCUCCCAUAGAUCAUUUUCCAUGUUUGCAGAAGUUGGAGAUAGAUUCCAUGAAUAGCGGCAUGCCGAUAGCUAAUAUUAUAAGCACUCAGCUGACGACUCUUACUCGUCUCACAAUAAAGAAGAUAAGGGGACUUGUUUCUCUGCCAGAAGGGAUGUUAAAAAACAACAAGAAUCUUGCAUAUUUGGAGAUAAGAGAUUGUCCUGAGUUCAUUUGUAUUGCUGCCGAUGUAUAUGGUUGUUGCGCAUCCCUUGAGUCACUGCAUAUUUCUUCCUGUCCUAAUCUUAGGUCUUUGCCUCAUGGGCUAGAACACUGCACCUCUCUUAAGGAGUUGACUAUAGCUCAUUGUGAAAGUCUGGAGUGCAUCCCAGUUACAAACGGCCUCCCAUCCCUCCGCGAAUUAUAUAUUUCAAAUUGUGAUGAAUUAUCAAGCCUACCGAGUGGGUUACAACAUUGUACCUCUCUUGAGCACUUGUCUAUUCACUCUUGCCGAAAUCUCAAAGCUUUUCCAGUCACAAACGGCCUCCCAUCCCUCCGCCUAUUAGUGAUUUCAGGUUGUGAUGAAUUAUCAAGCCUACCGAGUGGGUUACAACAUUGUACCUCUCUUGAGCACUUGUCUAUUCACUCUUGCCGAAAUCUCAAAGCUUUUCCAGUCACAAACGGCCUCCCAUCCCUCCGCCUAUUAGUGAUUUCAGGUUGUGAUGAAUUAUCAAGCCUACCGAGUGGGUUACAACAUUGUACCUCUCUUGAGCACUUGUCUAUUCACUCUUGCCGAAAUCUCAAAGCUUUUCCAGUCACAAACGGCCUCCCAUCCCUCCGCCUAUUAGUGAUUUCAGGUUGUGAUGAAUUAUCAAGCCUACCGAGUGGGUUACAACAUUGUAUCUCCCUUGAGUGCUUGUCAAUAAGGCAUUGCCGGAAUCUCGAAGCUAUUCCAAUCACACAUGGCCUGCCAUCCCUCCGCCAAUUAAAGAUUUCAUUUUGUGCUGAAUUAUCAAGCCUACCAAAUGGGUUACAACAUUGUACCUCUCUUGAGCACCUCAUCCCUCACCCGCUUAAAGCAAUUGGAAAUUGGUUGGUUCUGUGA
This is a messenger RNA of Prunus avium (sweet cherry), 3004 nucleotides long. NCBI's taxonomy places the organism in Eukaryota, Viridiplantae, Streptophyta, Magnoliopsida, Rosales, Rosaceae. The record is from RefSeq and is a predicted model, not a curated record.